GUUCUUUGCAUCGCAUCAGUUUUUGAACUCAGUUGUUGAAUGCUUGUCUAAAGAUUUUGAAACUAUCGAUGGAAUGAUCGAAGUCGACGGAAUAGUAUCUAUCAUUCACGUAUUCAGAUACCAUCUAAACACUCAGCAAAGCUCGCAUACAUUAUACUGGUAAGAUGAGUUACUUUCCUGAGAUCAAAGACGACCGAUCUUCAGAUCCCAACUUGAGUCCAUUGAAUGAAAUAAUACAGGAAUUGAAACGAAAAAAUGUUGUCGCAUCUGCGGCAUCGGGAGGUCCCCAGCUUGCAUUGGAUUCGAGAAGCGACCCAUGGGGAUCUUCGGAAGCAGUGUUAGGCAUCGCGGAUGAUGAAGCUACUCUUAAGUCCACGAUGUUCAAGCCUCCCAAAGCCUCUUCCGCUAUUCCCUUUGGUCGUAUCGAUUCAAGAGCAAAUUUUUGCGGAUGCGAAAAGCAACAGCAGCAAUCUACUACCGGUGGAAAUAACGAACGAAUGAAAUUUCCACUGCACCAGGAGCGUACAGAGCGCGAGCCCAAGUGUCCUAACUGCGGAAAGUUACCUCAGUCAGCCAAUCGUGUCCAGGAAAUCAAUACCAMCCCAGCCAGUCCACGACAAAAAGCGAGAUUGAAUCCAUUGUUGAUAUCUCCUCCCCCCAAGCACGCAGAAGAUCUUUUACAGGUGACCCCACAGUUGCGAAUAAUAUCAUCUUCAUCUACUGAUAUGAACGUGGCGGGAAAUUCGGCUUCCAACAAUUUUGUAGGCUUGCUCCUGUCUUCGACUCCAUUUUACCAUCAUUUCAAUUCACUCAACAAUAGUAAGAGUAGUCACACUUCCUUACCUACUACCGCGGAUUUGUCGUAUCUUCAAAGAGGGAGUGCAGUGAAUGGAAACGCUACUAUCAGCGCUACCGGUGCUUCUGGUGCAAGCACUGGUUCCAACACUUUGGACUACAAGGAAAGUUUGAAGCGCGAUCGAGCAAACCACGAGGCUGCAACUGAAUUGGCAUCUCUGUUGUGGAUCUGUGCCCACGAAAUGUCCCUCGAAGAUUACGGUAGAGUGGAAAGCAAAACCUUCACAAGUGUUUUUGCGUUAGUACAUUCUAAAGACAACAUGGAUCGCAGAAUGGCAGGGUUGGCAGCUUUGGAUGCGCUGAUUGACGCGCCUAGUGCAGACGAGGAACGAAAGGCGAUCAAAUUUGCAAACACUCUGAGUGGAGGCUUGCGAUCAGCACGGGGAAAUUAUGAGUUCUUGUCUGCCGUUUCAAAAGCUCUCGGGCACAUGGCAACCCGGACGGCAAACAUGGACUUUGUCGAAUCGGAAGUAACUCGAGCAUUGGAAUGGUUGCGAACGGAUCGCUCUGACCGACGGUAUGUUAUAUAUCAAAGUAUUUGGAAAAACAAUGCAUAGAGAAUUAAGAGGAAUCAUUUACUUGACAAAUGGUUUUAAGACCGUCAAUUGUUCGUACGUUGUUACGAUUUCGAUCACUGACGCUGAUGCUUGAUUUAUUUUCAUUUCUCCAGACUGGCUGCUACUCUAGCGCUGAAGGAAUUUGCCAUUCAUGCUCCAACAGCUUUUUAUUCUAAAACCUCGCAAUCACCUUUUGGUCAUGGAGGAUCAAACGAAUUCUUAGAUUACAUAUUUCAGGCGGUUCGUGAUCCACAACCGAUUGUUCGAGCCUGCGCUGCCGAUGCACUUUCUCAGUGCCUCAAGAUUUUGAUGGAAAGACAACAUAUGUCACUGACUGGCUUGCUCUGUCAAGUUCACUUUUCUGUCAUGGAAGGCCUAGAUAUGCAAACACCCAAAAAUAGUUGGACAAACUCUUCCGUUACUUCUAAAGUGGAAACCUCACAGCAUGGAUCUCUACUGAUCGUUGCAACUAUGAUUGCCAAUACUCGCGACUUUAUGUUGCCACGGUACGAUGAAGUUUGCAAUAAGAUUAUGGAGUUCAUGGAUCACCCGAAAAUAUUGAUACGUUUGGAAUUAGUACGGCUACUACCCCGACUGGCGCAACGAUGUCCAAGAAUAUUUGCUCGCCGCUACCUUGACCAAAGUUUGGACUUCUUACUUGCGACUGCCACAACUUCGCCACCUCCCCGAGUCGGUGUUGAUAUAAGGCCUGUAGCAUUUAAUUCGAUCGGUCUCAUGGUUUUAGCAUUGGUUGACCCAAUCACCGGUGAUGUCAUCGGCGGCAACGUUCCUACUGUCAAGAUAACGGAUGACCCUCAAAACCCAGGAGAGAAACAUAUUGUUCAAUUAUGUGAUACUGGUUCUAUCCGAAAAAGAUUGGACGAGAUAUUUGACUUGGUCAGUAAUGGCUUGAAAUAUCGGUCAGCUCCGUCUUCACGAAAGACUUCUGCCAUACACAUAGCUGCCUUUCACUGUGCUGCGGAUCUCAUCAAAGCUCUGGGAGAAAUGGCGCAUCCGUACAUCUCUGGAUUAGUUGAUGAUAUGUUUGGUGUCGGCUUGAGCAACGACCUAAUACAAUGCUUACAUGAGAUAGCAGAAUGUGUUCCGGAACAGCAGAGCAUCAUUGAAGAUAGACUUUUUCAGGAAGUUUCGAUUUGCCUUGCAGGCAUUCAAUCUGCUAGAGUAUUCUGUGAUCCUCUUCUUUUCACACAAAAUUCGAUGGAUGGAUAUUGCAAGCAGCAGCCCAAAAUUUUGCUGGUGGAUAACAGACCUUCCUCACCAAUCGAAGACGGAACAGAAGAUCCAACAAUUCGGAUCAAUAUGUCUAGUAGUCCUGCUGUUGUUAAGAGUCUCGUACUCAGUCUCCAAACUCUGGGAACCUUUGGUGACUACAUGGGGAGAGUGACAACUUUUGAUUCCGUGGUUCCUAUUCUUCCAUUUGUACAAAAUGUUGCGGCCCCCUACUUGUCACAUCCGUCGAGCGAGGUACGAAGAGCAGCUGUGCUAACGUGCUGCGCGUUGCUAGUUCCUCCGGGGAUUAUGCACAGGAAAAGGGUUGGAAGUCAAUCUGCGGUGAUCAUAGAACACGUAUUGGAUAUAUUACUCCAGGUAGCUGUAUCUGAUACCUCUCCGGUUGUUCGAUUAUGUGUUGUCAGAGCCCUUGAUUCAAGAUACGAUCCAUUUCUUUGUCAGGUAGAUUUAAUACAGCAUCUUCUUCUGUUGCUACAAGAUGAAGUUCUAGCUACCCGAGCUGCAGGAGUUAGUCUGCUAGGUCGACUAGCAUCAUUCAAUCCUGCUCCGAUAUUACCAGCUAUGAGGAAAUUUUUGAUGGAAGUUAUUGUUGAACUUCAAUGUGGCGUUGAUAGUGGUAGAAGUAGGGAGGAAGCUACCCGGCUGCUAGUUGUAUUCUUGAGAUCAAAUUCGCUCCGGCGGUUGAUCCAUCCCGUUCUCCCUGCAAUGAUAGAAACACUACCCUUGAAUGGCAAAACACCUCGUCUUGCUUCCGCUGCUAUGGAGGCGCUUGGAGAACUUGCCAAAACUGCAGGGGUGGCAUUGCAGCCCUGGGUGAAUGAGGUAGUUCCGAUCAUCCUUGACACUCUACAAGACCAGAGUAGUGCUAGCAAGCAAAGGGCUAGCUUAAGAACUCUCGCUCAGAUUGCGGGCUCAACUGGCUACGUUAUUCAGCCAUACAUUGAUUAUCCAAAGCUUCUAUCUCAAGCCACAGACAUCUUACCCGGAACCAAAAGAGCCCCUUGGUCCCUUCGAAGAGAGGUGAUUCGUAUGCUAGGUGUUCUCGGAGCACUCGAUCCUGAUCUGUAUAAUAUUGUAGCUCCUCAGGCAAGGAAAGGUGGGGCGGUAGGUGGCGCUUACUUUAUUGUUCAGGACGACAACGUCGUCAAUACCGAUGGCGUAGACACUGGGCCAAAUGACGACACUUUGAAUCCAGGGGCUAACUCCCUUCUGAGCACGAAGAAUAGUGUAAACGCUGGUCGAGGAGUGUCGCGUCUUUCUUUCUCAAAAAGUACAGGAAAGGCAAUAUCGUCGUCUAUUCAAGGGAAAAAGGUUGUAUUAUCUCAGGCUGAAUCAUUCAAAAAAGUAAACGUUUUCGACGACGAUCUGCCGGUUCAUUUAGCGAUGUAUGAGCAGUAUGCAAUGGUUGCUCAACCCGUGUCGAGUCAUACAGCAGCUCGUCGAAUGACUCCAAAUGAUGACGAAUUUUAUCCGACGGUAACAAUUCAGGCUCUAAUGCGAGUUUUCAAGAAUUCGUCUUUAGCUGUUCACCACGGAAUGGUGAUGCAGGCAAUAAUGUUUAUUUUUAAAUCUCUCGGGCUUCGUUGUGUUUCUUUCCUGAACCAGGUUGUUCCACACGUUUUGAUUACAAUUCGUGCUUGCGGGCCAACGAACCUUCGGGAAUCUUUACUAAAGCAGGUUGCAACUUUGAGCGGCAUAGUCCGAGAGCAUUUACGACCUUAUGUUGCUGAUAUUUUCAAUAUCGUCGAAAGUUUCUGGACAUCGAGACACAUCUCAACCAUAUUCAGCUUGAUAUCUCAUAUUGCAGUUGGUGUUCCCGACGAGUUUAAAUUUUUUGUUCCUAGGCUUAUUAAGUUGUAUCUGAAAAGUCUUGAUGAGAUACAAAUAUCUGAAUGGGUUUCAAGUGAUCUACCAGUCCAUCAUAGAAGAGAACUUCAAGAAACAGAACGCGUUCGACUGAUCCUUUGCAGCAUUGGAAGUCUGAAAGGAGUUCUCGGAGACUACCUGCAUGUUCUUGUGCCUGCACUCCUGAAGCUAGGCGAUUCCCUUCUUCCGUUGAUAUCAGACCAAUUGAUAGGCCCAGACAACUGGGUGACGAGUCAAGAAAUCGAGAAUUUAAGCAUCUUGAUGUUGCAGACAACAUCUGCCUUACUUGAAUGCGAAGGGACUAGUAAUUCAAACAAGCCUGUGAUGCCAUAUUGGGGAGAGGAAAAUGCUUAUUCAGGUUAUUUGUCUGCCCGGAUAGUUCAACCUCUGAUUAGAUUGCUGCGAGACAAAUGCAAGUCUAACAGGUCUAUUGGCUUGGCAGUUAUCCGUACGAUAUGCGUAUGUGCGAGACAACUUGGAAUAAAGACGUGGAUGCAGCUUUACCACAGUGUCGUAAGAAGCGUCAUUAUUGAUUGGCAAGAAAGUAUCUUUUACAUCGAAAUAGAAGGCCAGAAUCAAGACAAAUCCCCAAGCCAAAAAGUUUCCGUACAGAGAAAGACUGGCCUACAGGAGUACGAUGAGAUAAUCGAAGGAUUGGAGACUUCGCCUCUACAGAGAAGUUAUCUGAAUCCCUUCAUGACAGAAACACACCGUGCACCGCAAAGGCAAGAUUCGAUGGCACUAACUGGAGUUGACCAACAGAUUUUCACUGAUAAUCUCGGCAUAGCUCAGCACUUCGACAAUUCGUCAAGUGAAUUCGACGUCGUUACAAAUAUGUAUCAACAAACAUUGAAUCAGCCAAAUAAAUCUAAAAUAAACCAGUCGCAGUUACAUCGGGCGUGGGAUGUAUCGCAAUGUGCCUCGAGGGACGAUUGGGAUGAGUGGAUGCGCCGUUUGGGAAUACAACUACUACGGGAGGCACCUUCACCCGCUCUACGAGCCUCUGCGAGUCUUGCACAUGCAUACCAGCCUCUGUCUCGGGAGCUCUUUAGCGCAGCAUUCGUUUGUUGUUGGAAAGAGCUAAAUCAUACGUACAGAGUCAACCUUGUCCACGCACUAGAAACUGCUUUCAUUUCUGAUGUCUCCCCUGAAAUUUUGCAAGCCCUUUUGAACUUGGCUGAAUUCAUGGAGCACGAUCCAUCUGGGGGUCUCCCGAUCGCUAUCCCAAUUUUGGCCAAUCUUGCGUUGAAAUGUAGGGCUUACGCCAAGGCUCUUCAUUACAAAGAACGUGAACACAGUAUGAACAGUUCCAGUUCCUGCGUGGAAGCACUUAUCAGUAUCAAUCGAAAACUUGAUCUUCAAGGUAAGGAUGGCUUUAUCACUAACACAACGACUGUUUUGAGGAAUUAGAUCUCACAACCUGCUUGCAUAAAAUUUCAACAGAGGCUGCACUUGGUGUUCUAAAAUCUGCCACGAUGACGUUUGAGGAACAGCAAGUGAAUGAUGACAUGUCUAUUGGGACUUUCAGCUCGAAUGGGUUUGCCCGUCAACAGAACCCUCACGAGAUGUUUUACAGUGUCGUUUGGACAACAGAAGAUCGACAAGAUAAGAAUAUGAACUCUCUCGAUCUUGCAGAGAACAAGGAGCGUUGGUUGGCAAAGUUAGGAUCUUGGACUGACGCACUAAAGGUUUACGAAGAGAAAUUGCUGCGAAAUCCUAACGAUUUCGAUGCAGCACUGGGUUGUAUGAGAUGUUUAAGCUCGAGUGGAGAGUGGAGAAAAGUACUGAAGCUUGCUGAAGACAACUGGUCAACAAUUAGUGCCGGGACUGCCUUUCAAAACGAGAUCCUCGACACCUCCGUUGCAUCGCACUCUUCUCUCGUGGCUUUAAGAGAGCAGAAAAAGGCUCUGAAAAUGUGUGCAAAGGCUGCAUGGAGGCUAGGUAGAUGGGAUGAUCUUGAGAAGUAUUCUUCUGAAUUGACUCAUGGACAGGGGAAUGAUUCAACAGGUGCCGCCGGCCCGCCGGGUACCUCAGGUUCACGUGAUGGGAGCAUUCCAAAACUGGAUUUUGAUGGGGCAUUCUUCUCUGCGAUUUUACACAUCCACCGAGAAGAGUGGCAAAUGGCUGCGACGGCAAUUGAUGCGGCAAGGAAGGCAAUGGAUGGCCGUUUCACAGCAUUGAUGGCAGAGUCUUAUAAUCGGGCUUAUCCGAGUAUUGUGACUGCUCAAACUCUCGCUGAAAUGGAAGAAAUAAUUGAAUACCGAAAGAUUGAAAAAGAAUUUGAAGGGGGAGCUCACUGUCAUCCUGCAAAUAGACCUAAUAUACACGAAGCUCGUGAAAGGCUUCUAUCUGUUUGGAGAGACCGGCUGGCUGGAUGUCGUGUGGAUGCUGAAGUGCAAUAUUCUAUCAUGGCUGUCAGAUCUUUGAUACUUGGGCCAGAAGACGAAGUAGACGCAACUUUGACAUUGAGCGAACUAUCUCGUCAGGCACAACGUCUCAAACUAGCGGAGCGAGUUCUUCUGGCGCCGCUUGAAAGGCUUGGUGUAAACCUGGAUGGUAGUGAGUUUGGAUUUGGUGUAGCAGAGUUUCUUGAUCUCAGAAAAGAACUCAACGAUGCUCUGAAAGUAUCACCAGUUUCACAGAUUAUUGACAAUCUUGUGACAAACGAGAAUGUGUGUGCCUAUCUCCCUGACUAUACUUCAACUCACCACGAAUGGAGUCGAAAAUUGGUCGCAAAGGCUGGAGGGUUAGAACGGUAAGUGAAUUCACAGAAAACUUUCAGUAUAGCCGACAGACAAUAUGGAAAAAGAAAAACUGACUCUUUGAUUGCACAACGAUUUCUUUAAAGAUUGACCGUCCAGUACAAACUUUACUUUGCAUUUUUAAAACAUUUAUGGCUGACAGAUCGCCGUGAGGAAGCUCAGCACCGACUGACCAAACUUUGCGAUGUUGUCGAUUUGACAUUUCAUUGUGAACCCAUAGAAGACCAGUCGCUGAGGUCAGCGUGUUGGCUUGAAUUAGGGGAAUGGAAGCUUGAAGAAACUACAGCUCCGAAC
Messenger RNA from Pseudo-nitzschia multistriata, 7585 nucleotides. The record is from the annotation of a GenBank genome assembly. NCBI's taxonomy places the organism in Eukaryota, Bacillariophyta, Bacillariophyceae, Bacillariales, Bacillariaceae.